Cordyceps fumosorosea ARSEF 2679 is the source of this 633-nucleotide messenger RNA. RefSeq names its product erp2,4. The record is from RefSeq and is a predicted model, not a curated record. The transcript has 4 exons. Gene Ontology annotation, biological process: Golgi organization; intracellular protein transport; protein retention in ER lumen. Bases 1 to 633 code for a protein of 210 amino acids. Gene Ontology annotation, cellular component: Golgi apparatus; endoplasmic reticulum; COPII-coated ER to Golgi transport vesicle. Lineage: Eukaryota; Fungi; Ascomycota; Sordariomycetes; Hypocreales; Cordycipitaceae.
AUGAAGUUUUCAACGCUGCUGACGGGCGCUGUCGCCCUCUUCAGCUCCGAGGCCAUUGCCACCUCCCUUACAUAUCGGGUCGAGGCUCACGAGCAAGCUUGCUUCUACGCCAACACCAAGAACGCCAACGAAAAGAUUGCCUUUUACUUUGCUGUCCAAUCCGGCGGCUCGUUCGAUAUUGACUACGAGGUCACCUCCCCCAGCGGCAAGAUCAUCAUGUCCGGCGAGAAGGAGCGCCAGGGCGACUUUGCCUUUACCGCGCAGACACCCGGCGACUAUUCGUUUUGCUUCAGCAACAAGAUGAGCACCUUUGCCGAGAAGUUUGUCGAUCUCGAAAUCUCGGUCGAGAAUGAGGCUCGUGCGCAACUCCCCUCUAAGCAAGGUUCUAGCCCUGAGCAGACCAACAUCCUCGAGGACUCCGUCUACAAGAUCUCGGGCCAGCUGUCCACCAUUUCGCGAAACCAAAAGUACUUCCGCACGCGCGAGAACCGCAACUUUGCGACCGUCACGAGCACUGAGAACCGCAUCGUAAACUUUAGCAUGAUUCAGUCGUUCCUCGUUGUCUGCAUGGGUGGUCUGCAAGUAUUUGUUGUCCGAUUCUUCUUCCAGGGCGCUCGCAAGGGCUACGUUUGA